This is a messenger RNA of Blepharisma stoltei, 4116 nucleotides long. NCBI's taxonomy places the organism in Eukaryota, Ciliophora, Heterotrichea, Heterotrichida, Blepharismidae. The record is from the annotation of a GenBank genome assembly.
AUGUCGUCAAGAUCUUCUACCCGAGAAAGAGAAAGACCUAGGAACUCUCCUUAUCAGCAUUAUAAACAAGAUAUAUAUAAGCCACCAUCAAUGGAAAGUAUUCUUGCUAGUCUAAGCACCAAAGUGAAAUCUUUAGAAGACAAGUAUAUGGAUUUCGUCAACUAUUGUGCCAGACUACUAAUGGAAAAUAAAGCAAUCAUUGAAAAAAGGCUGGAAAAUGACAUAACCACAAACUCCACAAAUUACUAUAGUGAGCACAGUACAGAUAAAGAAAAAAUCGAUAAAGACUUAGAAUUUGUGAUGAGUGUAAAAAAUUCUUAUUCAUCCCCCAGAAAUUUUGACACUUUUGAUAGGUUUUCUCAUUAUAUAAAAGAAGCAGAAGAAGAGAUUUUAAAUUUAUGUGUAAAUGAUAUUUUUGAUAUGGACAGCAAUGAAAUUAAGCGUAAUGUUUUGCAAAUAUUCAAUAUUUUAUCCCGCCAAAUUUCUGAAAUUGUAACAAUAAGUGGCUCUUCACAAGAAUUAAAUGAAAAAAUACUUGUUUUGACUACAGAAAAAAAUAAGCUAGAAGAAAUUUUGGAAGAAAAAAGAUCUAGUGAUUUACAGAUAAUGAGAGAAAAAAUGAGUAAAUUGGAAGAGCUUGAAAAAGAAUUAGCAAAAAAAGAGCUGGAUUUAAAUAAUGAAAUUGGGGAGAAUAGGAAAAAAUAUGAAAAUGAGAGGCAAGAGAUCAUUAAUAGCUAUUGCAAAAAAAUUAAACAAUUAGAGCAGGAUAUUCAAAACUUUAAAGAAGAAAGACAGUCAUUGACUUUAGCGUUAAAUGAAGCUGAAGAAAGGCAGAAAAUGAUUGAGCCGAUGCUAAAAAAGUAUGAAGAAUUAAAAAUCAGCAGCAAAAAACUAGCUGCAGCUGCAGAAAAUUAUGAAAAAUUGUAUGAGUCAGUUAAAGGGUGAGCAGAGAACGAAUUUUCUAAUGCAAAUAUGGGAUUUGAUGAAAAAUUCAGAGAAUACAAUAAAAGGAUUGAUGAAUUUGCUAGCAAAUUUGAAAAAUUAAAGCAGCAGUGCAAGCAAUAUCUUGAAAAGCAUUUAGAAAAAGUCUUAAUCAUGAACAAACAAAUAAAAGCAAAAAAUGAUGAAAAUACCAAAAAGGAAAUAAAGGACUGCAAAGAUAAAUUUGAUUCCAUUUUGCAAAAAAAUAAAGCUGAAAAUGAAAUGAAAUUCAAGAAACUUACAGAAAUUAUUGGAGAUCUUGAAGAGGACAGAGCUCAAAUGACCAAAAAAUAUAAAGAAAUUGAAGCAGAAAAUAUAAUUUUGAAAGAAAAAUGCAGCAAAAUUUCUGAAUAUGAAAAAGAGGCAAGGGAAAUUGAAGAAAUUUAUUCGCAGUUUAAGAAACUUAAAGAAAGCUAUUCAACGUCAUUGAAACACAUAAAAGCAAAAGAAAAUGAAAUUGGGCAGCUAAAGAUGGUGAAUAAAGAAAAUGAAGAAAAAAUAAUCCAGCUUUCAAAGGCAAACUCAAACCAGGAAAUUUCUAUUCAAAAGCUGCAAACUGAGCUUGAAGAGAAAAUCCAUAAUUAUGAAGAAGAAAUUGGAAAAUUAAAUAAAACUAUACUUCAGAAUGAAUCAAAAGAGGACCAAUUGAUAAGAGAAAUAGAAGAACUCAAUAUAAUUAAAGAAAAAAUUAUAAAUGAAAUAAAAGAAAAAGAAGAAGAAAUAAUUCAGUUAUCGAGACUAUUGGAUGAGAAAUCAGAAUCUUUAAAGGAUACCUUGGAGAAAUUAGAAGAUUUGCAAGAAAGCUAUGAAAUAAAGAUAAAAGAAAGCAAUGGUGAAAAUAAUUUAUUGAGAUCAGAAAAUGAAGAAAUAAUCAUAGAAAAUAACGCGGUAAGAUCAGAAAACGAAGAAAUAGCUAUUGAAAACAAUAAGCUAAAAGAAGAAAUGAAAAAUUUCGAUUUACGAGAAAUAAACCAUAAAAAACAAUAUGACCAAGUAAAGAAAAAAAUUGAUGAAUUAGAAGAUUGUAUCACUAUUUUGCAAGAAGAAAAUAUCGAAAUGUCCAACCGUUUAAAAUCUCAAGAUAUAUUAGUAGAUGACCUUAAUAAGAAAUAUGCCGAUAGUGAAAAAUCAUGUGCAGAGUUAAAUGCAGAAAAUAUAAGAACAAUUAAUAUUAUUAAAAGCAUGAGCAAUGAUAUCCGUAAUUUGGAAAAUGAUAGGAAUAUAAAAGAUGAAGAAAUCAUAAAAAGCGAAAAAUUAUGUUCAGAACUAAAUGCAGAAAAUAUAAGAAUGGCUAAUAAUAUUCAAAGCAUGAAUAAUGAUAUUCAAAAUAUGAAAAAUGAGAUAAAGGUUAAAAAUGAAGAAAUUAUAAAAAGUGACCAAGAACUUAUGAUAAUUAAAGAUGAAAAUAGAAUUUUAUCUAAAAAACUUUAUGAAAGUACUAAAGAGUGCCAGGAUUCUCAAAAUAAAACUGUAUAUUAUUUGUCAAAUUAUAGCAGUGUUCUCAACUCGAUGAUUGAAUCGUUGUCCAUUCGAUAUGAAUCUGCUAUAAAAAUCACUAAAGAAAAACUGUGUAAAGCAGAAAAAAGCAUUUACAAGCUACAAAAUAUUUUGCCCUCAUUAAUUGAUGCAAAAAUCAUCAAAUUAUCUAAAUUGAAUACCCAAAUUACUGAUUUGACAGAGGCAAAAAUCAUGAAUAUGAUUAAUGAGAAACAGCAUGGACUUGAGUAUUUAAUCAAUGAAUCUGAAGGAUUUUUAUUGUCAAGAAUAGAGACUGUAAAUGAAAAUAUUGAAGCAAAACUCCAAUCAGAUGAAAUUCUGUCAAAAAAGCUUGAAAACUUGGUAAAAGAAUACAACUUAAUAAAAGAAGAGGUCAGUAGUACACCAGACGUAGAAUGGAUAUAUAAGGAUAUGGAGAACUUAAAAAAGUCGUUAUUUGAUAUAGAAAGCAAAUGAAAGCAAGCUACAAGUGAAAUAGAACUCAAAGAAAUCGAACUAAAUUCAUAUAAAGAAAGGAUUUUCUCUAUGGAAAAUGAAAUUAGUAUGCUAAAGCAAUAUAAAGAAAGAAGCUUUUUAAUGGAAAAUGAAAUCGAAAUUCUAAAAAAUAAUUUGGCAGAAAAAGAAAGUAACAAUAACAGUGAAAUGCUGCUUCUUGAACUAAACUCUUUGCAGGUAAAAUAUGAUCAUGCCUACAAAGACUUAGUAGAUGCAAGAAGCGAUCUUGAUAAGGCUAAACGAGAUAUAGAAAAACUUUCAAUUGAAAAUUCUAAUCAAAAUAGAAUAUCAGUGUCUGAACAUCAAGAACAAAUUGAGAAUUUGCAAAUGCAGCUUAAUGAAAGCUUAAAUAAUGAAAAUGUACUUAAAACACAAAUAGAAGAGCUGAGAAAUGAUAUAACAGGGCUGACUGUGCUCAAUAAUGAAAUUCAAAAACAGAGGUAUUCUCUUGAGUCAAAUUCUAAAGAUUCAGAGCAAAAGCUAGAGCACGAAAUAAAACAGCUUGAAGAUCGUAUUCAACUUAGAGAAGAAAAGAUUGCAGAAUUAGAAUGCUAUAUUAGCUCAGCAGAAGAAGCACUAGGAGGAUUCUUUGAUGAGAAUUUAGAAAAAUCCAUUAAAAAUUUAGUAUCACAGCGUACCCAAGCUAUUAAAAAGCCUCCCAGACCUCUUCCUGCUUCAUCAAAAUUCCGAAGCCGAUCUAGAGAGCACACUACAAAUAUCGAGCACAAUGAGCCUAUAGUAAUCUGCAAUACUGAAGACUCCAAAAAUUCUGACAGAUCCUGGUCAUCCCUUCCUCCUCCAGAAUCAGAACUGCAAGAAGAGUUAAAAGAGCAGCUUAACAUAGGAGAAACUCAAACUAAACAAAUUAAGCUUCUAAAAGAAAAUAUCAGAGACUUAGAAAAUCAAUUGAAAAGAGCAGAAAGGUUUAAGGAAACUGAAGGCAACUUUAAUAUUGAAAUGUUGAAAGACCUUAUGAUGAAACUAAUAAAAAUAAUGCCUCCACUUACAAAUGAAGCAGAAGGGAUGAUAACUGUAAUUCUCACAAUGAUGUCUGUACCAAAAAAUGAAAUGAACCAGCUUCAAGAUGAAAGAAGGAAUUUAAAGUCGUCAGGUGGCCUUUUUAAAUUUUUCAAUAAAAAAUAA